Messenger RNA from Gossypium raimondii (Peruvian cotton), 2017 nucleotides. Its product is annotated as probable L-gulonolactone oxidase 6. NCBI's taxonomy places the organism in Eukaryota, Viridiplantae, Streptophyta, Magnoliopsida, Malvales, Malvaceae. Gene Ontology annotation, molecular function: FAD binding; D-arabinono-1,4-lactone oxidase activity. Bases 122 to 1891 code for a protein of 589 amino acids. The record is from RefSeq and is a predicted model, not a curated record. Gene Ontology annotation, cellular component: membrane. The transcript is spliced from 4 exons.
GUUUAUUGCGAGAAGCCCCUUCUACGCUAAACAAAGUGUGAAUUCGCAGGUAAAUACGAAAUAUUUUAGAGUGGAAAAAUCAAUCGAUUAUAAAGCCUCUGUCUAUUAGUUUCCAUCAACCAUGCCAGCUAUACCAAUGUUGUUUUCAAACAAGUUCAAUGUGCUUCUCCUAUGGAAAUGCCUCUGUCUAUUAGUUGUUUUAGUGGGUUGCAAUCCCCCAGGGGAGCCCGUCAAAUGUUCCACCAAAGAUUCCAACUGCACCGUCACAAACUCUUACGGCAUGUUCCCCGACCGAGCCAUUUGCCGAGCGGGGAACGUGGCUUACCCGACGUCAGAACAAGAGCUGGUUUCGAUCGUAUCGGCGGCAACUAAAUCCAAAAGGAAAAUGAAAGUGGUCACACAUUUCUCUCACAGCAUUCCCAAGUUGGUCUGUCCCGACGGCCAAGAUGGGUUGCUUGUUAGCACCAAGAACCUUAACCGUGUAUUGAAAACCGACACGGAGGCAAUGACGAUGACUGUGGAGAGCGGUGUGACGUUGAGGCAACUGAUUAAAGAAGCAGCUAAGGCUGGUUUAGCAUUGCCUUACGCACCGUAUUGGUGGGGACUGACCAUUGGUGGCCUUUUAGGUACAGGCGCUCAUGGGAGCUCCUUGUGGGGGAAGGGGAGUUCAGUUCAUGAUUACGUUGUGGAGAUGAGAAUUGUAAGCCCUGCAAAAGCUGAAGAUGGAUAUGCUAAGGUGUGGGUGUUGAAUGAGAGAGACAAAGAUCUCGAUGCAGCUAAGGUUUCGCUUGGAGUUCUUGGGGUAAUCUCACAGGUCACAUUCAAACUUCAACCUCUUUUCAAAAGAUCCAUUACUUAUGUGAGGAAGGAUGAUACAGAUUUGGGAGAUGAAGCUGUGACUUUCGGCAAACUCCAUGAAUUUGCAGACAUAUUUUGGUACCCCAGUCAACGAAAGGCGAUCUAUAGAAUCGAUGAUCGGGUCCCCAUUAAUGUAUCCGGGAAUGGUGUUUAUAAUUUCACUCCAUUUCGCUCCACUCUUUCGCUUGUUUUGGCUCUUGUUCGAUCUUCAGAGGAAACUCAAGAAUCCUCAGGAGAUGCUGAAGGGAAGUGCCUCAAUGCAAAGCUAGUGACGUCUACACUUCAGUCGUCUGUUUAUGGCUUAACAAACAACGGUGCAAUUUUUACGGGCUAUCCAGUGAUAGGAUUCCACAACCGUCUCCAAUCAUCGGGAACUUGUCUAGACAGCCUCGAAGACUCAUUGAUCACCGCAUGCCCUUGGGACCCCAGAAUUAAAGGCGAGUUCUUUCACCAAACUACGUUUUCCAUCGGUUUAUCGGUUGUGAAAAGCUUCAUCCAAGACGUGCAGAAGCUAGUAUCAAUGGACCCCAAAUCACUAUGUGGGCUAGAACUUUACAAUGGGAUCCUCAUGCGCUACGUUAAAGCUUCCACCGCUUACUUGGGCAAGCAAGAAGACGCCAUAGAUUUCGACAUCACCUAUUACAGGAGCAAAGACCCCAUGGCUCCUAGGCUUUACCAAGACGUGUUGGAAGAGAUCGAACAAAUGGCGUUGUUGAAAUACAAUGCUUUGCCGCAUUGGGGGAAGAACCGGAACCUAGUGUUCGAUGGGGUGAUGAAGAGAUACAAGAAUGGUGGAGAGUUCUUGAAGGUUAAAAAUAAGUAUGAUCCAUGGGGAUUGUUUUCGAGUGAGUGGACUGACCAGGUUCUUGGGCUGAGAAAUGGGGUCAUCGUAUUGAAAGAAGGGUGCGCUUUGGAAGGAUUGUGUAUUUGUUCCCAAGAUGUUCAUUGUGCUCCAAGCAAAGGCUAUUUGUGUAAGCCUGGGAAAACUUUUCCAGAUGCAAGAGUGUGUGCUCGUGUAAAUACUAAGACUUAAGGCUUUUGAUUAAUUAUUUUUAUUCAUUUAUAGAAGAAUAUGAAAAAUAUAUAGACACUGCUCUUUUGAACCACAUGGUUGAAAAGAUAUGUAAUAGCUAUCAACAUAAAAAAGAAUGUUUGAUUA